Molecule: messenger RNA, 342 nt
Organism: Dibothriocephalus latus
Lineage: Eukaryota; Metazoa; Platyhelminthes; Cestoda; Diphyllobothriidea; Diphyllobothriidae
Source: the annotation of a GenBank genome assembly
AUGCGGACGGUCUCAUUUGAGACGAAGUGGGUGCUGUGGGCGCGCGAUGAACAUCCUCGGGAACGACGGCCAAACUGUCAGCGAUAGGCCGGUGGCAAGAUGGAGUCAAGAAAACCGGAGUUGGAAUUGGUCGUAGUGGCCAAGGAAGCCGCAGACACGACCUGUGGUGAUGGUGUGGUGAUGAUGAUGAUGAUGAUGAUGAUGAUGAUGAUGAUGAUGAUGAUGAUGACGAUAAUGAUGAUGAUGAUGAUGAUGAUGAUGAUGAUGAUGAUGAUGAUGAUGGUUAAUGAUGAUGAUGAUGAUGAUGAUGAUGAUGAUGAUGAUGAUGAUGAUGAUCGAUGA